UGGAUCCCGGGGGCAGCUACAGCAGCCCUGGUGGGUCCACGCCAUGGCCACCUGCUGGCAGGGCCUGUGGGCCUAUCGCUCCUACCUGAUUGUGGUCUUCAUGCCCGUUCUACUGCUGCCUCUGCCCAUUCUUGUCCCCACCAAGGAAGCCUACUGUGCCUACACCAUCAUCCUCAUGGCGCUCUACUGGUGCACCGAGGCUCUGCCCCUGGCUGUCACCGCCCUCUUCCCCAUCAUCCUGUACCCCAUGAUGGGCAUAAUGGAUGCCUCCGAGGUCUCCAUCGAGUACCUUAGGGACACCAAUAUCCUGUUCUUUGGGGGGCUGCUGAUGGCCAUCGCCGUGGAGCACUGGAACCUGCACAAACGCAUCGCCCUUGAAGUGCUCCUCAUCGUUGGGGUGCGGCCUGCCCUGCUGAUGCUGGGCUUCAUGUUGGUCACCGCCUUCCUGUCCAUGUGGAUCAGCAACACGGCUUCCUCAGCCAUGAUGGUGCCCAUCGCGCACGCCGUCCUGGAGGAGCUGUACAGUGUUCCCAGGGGCAAGGACAUUGAGGAGGGCAGUGAAAACCCCACCUUUGAACUCCAGGAAUCAGGUUCCCAGAAGGAAGAGACCACGCUUGAUAACGGGCAGGUCCACCCAGUCCCGCCUGCUCCUUCAGAGCCCAGGGCAAAGCAGAACCAGGAGCAGGUCCGCUUUACCCAGGGCCUGAGCCUGUGCGUCUGCUACGCGGCCAGCAUCGGGGGCAUCGCCACACUGACUGGCACCGCCCCCAACCUGGUGCUGCAAGGCCAGAUGAACACGCUCUUCCCCGAAAACCCCAAUGUGGUGAACUUCGUCUCCUGGUUCAGCUUUGCCUUCCCCACCAUGGUCAUCUUGCUGGUGCUUGCCUGGCUGUGGCUGCAGAUCUUGUUCCUGGGGUUCAACUUCCGGAAGAACUUUGGCAUUGGGAGUCAGGAGGGGGAGAAAGAGCGGGCAGCCUACCGCGUCAUCCAACGGGAACACAGGCUGUUGGGCGCCAUGACCUUUGCAGAAAAGGCUGUCACCGUGCUCUUUCUCACCUUGGUGAUUCUCUGGUUCACCCGGGAGCCGGGCUUUUUUCUUGGCUGGGGCAACCUGGCUUUUUCCAACGAACAUGGGGAAAGCAUGGUGUCUGAUGGGACAGUGGCCAUCUUCAUCGGCAUAGUUCUGUUCAUCGUGCCUUCCAAGAUCCCAGGGCUGACUCAGGAUCCAAGAGAACCGGGGAGGCUGAAGGCCCCUCCUGCCAUCCUCGACUGGAAGACAGUACAUGAGAAGUUGCCCUGGAAUGUCCUGUUUCUGCUGGGAGGUGGCUAUGCCCUGGCCAAGGGCAGUGAGCAAUCGGGCCUGUCACAGUGGCUGGGAAACAAGCUGACUCCACUGCAGAACGUGCCGCCUCCUGCCAUUGCCUUCAUCCUCUGCCUCCUGGUUGCCACCUUCACUGAGUGCACCAGCAAUGUGGCCACCAACACACUCUUCCUACCCAUCCUGGCCUCCAUGGCUCAGGCCAUCUGUGUCCACCCUCUCUAUGUCAUGAUCCCCUGCACUCUGGCCACCUCCCUGGCCUUCAUGCUGCCUGUGGCCACCCCGCCCAACGCCAUUGUCUUCUCUUUCGGAGGCCUCAAAGUGACUGACAUGGCCAGGGCAGGAUUCCUGCUCAACAUCAUCGGGGUGCUGGUUAUCACGCUGGCCAUCAACAGCUGGAGCUUCCCCAUCUUCAAUCUGUACACCUUCCCCUCCUGGGCCCACUCCAACACCACGGCCUCCUGCAGGGUCAGCCCGGAGAACAUCACCACACCUACCCCCUAGCCCAGGGCAUAAUCUGGCCAAGACUAGGAAGACCCACCUCAGAAGCCAGGAGGGGACACCCAGGCUCCAAGCCAAACAUUGUGAGAAAGCCACAUGUAUACAUGACCUCAUGUGUGUCUGUAAGGAAGGUGUGUGUGUGCUCAAUCCGGUGUGUCUGAGAAAAAUGUGUGUGUGUGUGUGUGUGUGUGUGUACAUAUAUAUGUGCAUAUGUGAGGAUGGUAUGUCAUGUGAGGAUGUCUGAGAGGGAGCGUGUGUCAUGCACGUGAUCCUAGGCGUGUAUGCUUGACAGUGCACUUGCGUGAGCUCACAAACAAUACAACAGGCCCUCUCUGGCACCGCGGGUCUUUAUCUCCCCCACUUGGUGGGUGACCAGACCCCUUUGCACUGUAUUUAUUGAAACUCAGGAUUGAGGUGGCCUGGGGAGCAGGGCCUACCAGCAGUUGCCAUGGUAACAGCCUCUGGGACCAGCCCAGCAUACUGAGGUCUCCUCAGCCUCUCUGGGUUGGGGGAGGGUUCCAAUAUUAGCCACAUUAAAGUCUUUUUCAGUACA
Molecule: messenger RNA, 2372 nt
Organism: Equus quagga
Lineage: Eukaryota; Metazoa; Chordata; Mammalia; Perissodactyla; Equidae
Gene: SLC13A2
Product: solute carrier family 13 member 2
Exons: 12
Coding region: 44-1822 (592 amino acids)
Biological process (GO): monoatomic anion transmembrane transport
Cellular component (GO): membrane
Molecular function (GO): transmembrane transporter activity
Source: RefSeq, a predicted model, not a curated record